CGCAGAUUAUUCUCAAGAAGGAACUCUUGACAAUCCUAGCAUACUCUUAUCUUUCAUCGUCUUCGGAGAUUACGGUCCUUGCUUCGAAGUAACUCUUCCGGCAUCGAAGCUGUUACUUUGUUACCUGUGUUUUAGCACAUUCUAGCAAAGAUGUCGAUGGUAGCGGGCAAGAUGGACGCGGUGUCUGUUAACAGGGUUUGGGAGGAGCACGUGAAGAAAGAGAACCGAACUCUGCGGCUAAACGACCAGUUCUGCAUCUCCAAUCCACGCAAAAUGGACAUCCUCCCGGAGAAGCCCAACCGGACAGUUCCGACACCAAACCCCGACGAGUCCACGGUUGCAGCUGCGACAGCUACCCUACACAGCCUAGCAGCAGCCAAGGAUGUUGAUAAGGCCCCACAAGACCGCUAUGCGCUGCCUAUAUCAGGCAACAUGGAGUAUGGCUUCUUCCACCGCGUACAGCUGUCCCAGACUAACCCCAUGUUCGACCACAAGCACCAGCCCUGCGAGCUGACCGACAACGCGCAGGAGUACCUGAAGAGCUUCAACGGAAUAGGCCCCUUCACCAACCGCACGGCACAUUGAGUGACCUGUAUCGCGGGCUGAGUGAAGCAGCAUCGUUCUGAAUGGGUCUGUGUACCUUGCUCGCCAACAACGAGCGCACUAAGCGCCAUGCAUGCAUGCGUGCAGCUGAAUGGGCGGAUGGGCAUGUGUAGCAGUCGUAGUAGCCUUUGCUUACGGAGAGGGGUAGCCACUCUCUUAUGGAUGAGGCUUUCACUUGUCACUGGGUAAUGGUUGUUUUCCGUGCUGCAUCAAGCCGGCAAGACCUCAUCGCAGUAUGGAUUGGACAGAGCGGGUGGUAUAGGUGUAUAGGGUAUGGGUACGGUACGCAGUGUAAAUGGCCUGCAGUUGGGGAUAGCGCUGAUCUUAUGAGGACCAGGGGCUCAUAGAGGGUGCUUCUAAAGGGUAGAAAGCGAGUGCAUGGCAUAGAAGUUUAGCAAACUGGUAGCUAGGAGGGUAGAAUGUAUGGUUGACCUGAUUGCGCAUGUCAGGACCUCGUUUACAUGCAGCGUGCAGGGUGGGAAGGCUGCAGUCUGUUAAGAAAACUGGCCGCGAGUAGGAACGUGCAGUCUGUGUGCGUAGGUGGGCAAGGUGCAGCAAUGCGCCCUGACGCGCGGGUUUCGCUGGGCUUGCGUGACCCCAGUGGUUUUGACUCUACACUGUUAACUGAAACCUGACUGAAACGUCUAAAAGUGUUUAUGUGUGUCAUAGGUAGGUAGCGGAGUGAAUGCCUGUGAGGGCUAGGUGUGAGGGCUAGGUUGACUUGUGUGCAGCAGCAGGAAUCAGCGUGUGGGAGAUGGAGCAAGGGAGGAGCAGGGUUACAGGCGCCUGUGAGCCUCGUUUGCAGGUGCAUGCCGUGAUCUCCCCUAACCAGUAUCAAAUUAUACCGUGCUUUAUGACAUGCUUGACUUCCCAGCCGUGUACCGGUAUGGCUAUAGCCGUAUCCCACAACCUUGACAACCCCUGACUGCGGGUAUACGGCGCGCCGAUGCCCUCGCAGAGUACAGAACAUGAC
This is a messenger RNA of Astrephomene gubernaculifera, 1576 nucleotides long. The record is from the annotation of a GenBank genome assembly. Lineage: Eukaryota; Viridiplantae; Chlorophyta; Chlorophyceae; Chlamydomonadales; Astrephomenaceae.